AUGGAUCAGCUUGAUAAGAUUGAACAGAAUAGCUCCUCAGAUCUUUCUUUUCUUAACGAUCCUCAUUGCUUUGGGCUUGAAGAACUGCCUGAGGCUUCAAAACUGCGUGCUCGCGUUGCAAAGGCUUUGGGCAAAACACAUCUCGCAGAUGGAGAUUUAGAUUCGUCAAAUUUAGCGAUUGAUGACUUGGAAGAUACAGAUAGCCCAUUGUUUCUACAUCUCGCCCAUGGCUUGGCCUACACCACGGGUUCAGCAUUGGGAUCCACUCCGCCCUCGCUUGACACCUGUCUAGCAGCUUAUCUCGUCCCAAACAGCGCCGGGCUCACAGCAGGAUCGCGUGCCUGGUCAAAGCAUUCACAUCGGUCUCAGCCACCACCAUCAGAUGACUCUGAGACAGAUAAGCGCAAACGCAGCUCAGGGUGGUGGGGGACUGCUUCAGGUCCAGUUUCUUCUAUCAAUGAGAAAUCCCUCGCAUUAUUCAGGAAGGUCAUGGAUAACGCAACUUGGAGAAAUCUGCACUGGCUCCCGCAUCAGAUACUAGUAUAUGAAGUGAGGGUUGAGGAAGGGUAUGGAAUGCGAUGGUCUCAGGAUCAAUCUCCUUGUGAAGGAGAAGAUAAACGGCCAUGGAUAUUUCGCGGAUUCCUUGAGCCUACAAUGGCCAAUGGACACGAACUCAAAUGGAGGCAUCCAAUAUCGGCUUGA
This is a messenger RNA of Psilocybe cubensis, 702 nucleotides long. RefSeq lists its product as uncharacterized. Lineage: Eukaryota; Fungi; Basidiomycota; Agaricomycetes; Agaricales; Agrocybaceae. Bases 1 to 702 code for a protein of 233 amino acids. The record is from RefSeq and is a predicted model, not a curated record. The transcript has a single exon.